Molecule: messenger RNA, 897 nt
Organism: Mesorhabditis spiculigera
Lineage: Eukaryota; Metazoa; Nematoda; Chromadorea; Rhabditida; Rhabditidae
Source: the annotation of a GenBank genome assembly
AUGCUGCGCCGUCUCUCCGUCCGUUCCCAGACCCCAAACCAGAUCUUCAAGCGGUUCAUCGACUUUAUCCACUCGUCCGUCUGGGAUAUCCCGAUUUCGACUUUCAUUGAGCACAAAUCGUUAUUAUUCGACGUCGACCACGGCGAUCCCGCCCAACAUGAAGCCGUUCAUCAGGAGUACGCGGCACUUGUUGACGUCUUAAUUGGAUGCUUUUGUGAGGAUAUCGGGAUUACGGGUUCCCAGUUCGCCGAGGCGCUGACGGCCGUCGAGAAGGAGACGCUCAACGCCAGGACCAGGGCAGCCCUCGAGCCGGUGAUGGCCGCCCAGGACCUCGAAAUCUUCAUCCCAAUGAUGCGGAAGAAGAAUGUGGAGCUGCAACUCCAGGCUUUGCAAUUAAUCGAGUUCAUGUGCGGCCUGCUGCCCUGCGUUGGGAGCAUGGAGGAGCUGGAAGAGAUCAGGAAAAGCCACCAUUUGAGUCGAGAAGAAAUGGACCAUAUUCUCCUGAAUGCCGUGCUCAGGAGGUCGAAAGAAGAGUUCGAUGAGGAGAAGCAGCACCAACUGCAGCUCGACUUGGAGGCGAUCCGGCGAUUUUCGGAAGCCGAGAGAAACAGGCUCGACGAGGCUUCGACGAGUCAGGCGAAAAAGCCGCCAAAGCCCGAGCCGGCAGCGCAACCGGAAAAGAAAAAGAUUACGGUAGGGCCAGUGCGAGAGCCGAUCGUCGGAAAAGGGGCGCCGCCCAUCUCAGAAAAGCUGAAGGACGAGCGGGGGAGCAUGGAGAAUGCCGAGGAGGAGGAGGAGGCCAAGGGGAGGACGCCGGCUGACAUUAAUGCGGACGAGGAAGUGGUGAAAGCCCGGAAAGUGCUGGCCGAAAAGCUGAAGCAGGAAUUCGCCCAAAAA